AUGGUGAAAGCAAACUUCGUGAAAGAAAAACUUGUGAGUGAUGAUUGGUGGGAUAAAGUAGCUUAUAUCAUUGAUUUUACAAAGCCUAUCUAUGACAUUCUUAGAGUAUGUGGCACUGAUAAGCCAUGUCUUCAUUUGGUAUAUAAGUUGUGGGAUUCCAUGAUUGAGAAAGUGAAGUGUGAAAUUUACACGAAGGAAAAACGUCCUCUUUCAGACUUCAGUCCUUUUUAUCAUGUUGUUUAUGGAAUUCUUAUAGCUCAUUGGACAAAGAGUUAUACUCCUCUUUAUUCCCUAGAUCAUUCACUAAAUCCAAGGUUUUAUAGUGAUGGUUGGCUAAGCGAGGAUCCUUAUAGAGUUGCUCCUCAUAGAGAUGGUGAAAUAUCUCGAGAGAGGAUGAAAUGUUUUCGUAGGUUAUUUCCCAAUGAUGAUGAUUAUGACAAAGUCUUGGAUGAAUUUACUUGUUUCUCACUUAAGCUCGGGCCUUUUGAAGAUUUGAUGUCUCUUACAAAGAGGUAUUCUUCGGAUCCGAAAAUUUGGUGGGAUAACUUUGGUGUCGAAGUUCCAUUGCUCCAAUAUUUGGCUUUCAAAGUGCUUGGACAACCUACUUCAUCCUCUUGUUGUGAAAGAAAUUGGAGCACUUAUUCUUUUAUCCACUCACUUAGGAGGAAUAAAUUAAAUCCGAGUCGCGCCGAAGAUUUAGUUUACAUCCACUACAAUCUUCGCCUUUUAUCAAGGAGUUCUAGUCAAUAUGAGGAUGAGAAAACCAAGAUGUGGGAUGCUGGUGGAGAUGAUUUUGAUUCAGUGGGAGAUGUUGGAUAUUUAGAGUUUGCCGAACUCUCGCUUGAUGAGCCGGAUUUAGAGAGUCAGUUAAUCUCGGAAGAUGUUAACAAUGUUUGA
Hibiscus syriacus is the source of this 897-nucleotide messenger RNA. RefSeq lists its product as uncharacterized. The transcript has 2 exons. Gene Ontology annotation, molecular function: protein dimerization activity. The record is from RefSeq and is a predicted model, not a curated record. Lineage: Eukaryota; Viridiplantae; Streptophyta; Magnoliopsida; Malvales; Malvaceae. Bases 1 to 897 code for a protein of 298 amino acids.